AUGCGGAGGCGGAGGUUAAAUUCUUUGCGGAAGUUCCGCAGUAACGGAGGCAGAGGCGGAGUGGUAACGAUAUGGCAAUACUGGGCAAGGAGACGCCGCCUAACAGUUAAGACGUGUUUAUACGGACACGAGGAAGCUGUUACCUGUCUUGCGGCCAGUUCCGCAUACAAUCUGGUCGUGAGCGGCAGUAGGGACGGCCUGGUCAUAGUAUGGGAUGCGGAAGGUGGCACCUUUGUGAGGCAAUUGUUGCCGCCGCACUUUGCCAAUAUGACGCAGCCUUUACCACCCGUGUCUGCGCUUGCUAUUGAUGACCUGACUGGCGACAUAGCAACAUGUGCAGGCAGUUGGGUCCAAGCGUGGUCCAUCAAUGGCGAGCCCUUGGGCGGUGCAGCGGCAGGUGGAGGGGGUUCAGGCGGAGCUGACCGUGCCCCUCAGUUGCUAUGUGUAGCCUUUAGCCAAGCUCGCGAGUGGGACCCACUCAAUGUCAUACUGACGGGCUCCUCAGAUGGUGUUGUCAGGAUGUGGUCAAUCGAAUAUGUACCCAAAGGGGACGAUGAAAGUACACCGGAAGCCGGAAGUGUGGAAGCUUCGGGUUCCAUAGACAAUACCACUGAACGACCCAUCAAGAUCGAAAAAUUAAGAACUGAAAGUGAAAGAUCAGAGAGCGAGAUGAAGAGUGAAGAAAUUGAAACGAGUGAAAGGGACGCGGCUAUCAAACGGGUCGAGGCGUUGGUGAAACAGAUGAGUUUGUCACAGGAACAGGAAGGUAACCUUGUGAAAUCAGGUUCUGAGAGUUCUCUAUCAGACAUCGGUGAAACGACCAGCGCCAAGGAAUCGUCUCGUCGCCAUGACGACAAAGACACGUGUAGCGAUAACGAUAAGAACGACUCCUGUGAUGACGCCAAGUACGAAAUCGAUUCGGACGAUAAGGAUUACGAUAACGAGAAGGGACUGGAUCACACCCAUAGGAGUAAGCUGCAGAAACAGGAACACGUCGUUUUAAGACAUAAGGCAAAGGGGAACCCAAUCUUUAGAAAAAGUGGAGGCAGCAUAGGCGGGUCAACCGAGUCAGCUGCGGAGGGAGAGCUUCGCAACAGCAAAUCCGAUACCAGCCUCACGGACUCCUUUGUCGUGCUCGAGCAUAGGGACGUCACACACGACACUACACCGGCACCAGCAGCAGCAGCUCCCGCCGUAUCCGCCGAGAUGCGCUGGCGCAGACGUCUGGUGGUGCGAGGCAAGCUGACCAUGCACACGGCUUUCGAGCGCCAAGACAACACUUCCCCUGCUGCGGUCACUGCUCUCGCUGCGGCUCGGACUGGCCGGGGUGUGGCCGUUGGGGACGCACGCGGACGGAUAUUCCGUUGGUGCGCUCCGGACAUGUCCAGCGCGUCCGGGGCGAAGGGCGGGCCCGCAGACCACUGGAUCCGCGAUGACACGGCCCCGCAGUGCGCGCAAUGCUCCGUGCGAUUCACGGCGCUGGAGCGAAGGCACCACUGCCGUGCGUGCGGGGCUGUCUUCUGCGGACGCUGUUCCAAGUACGAGGCCCCCGUGCGUCGUCUGAGGGCGCUUCGCCCCGUCCGCGUCUGCCAGCGCUGCCAUCACCAAUUGCAGAACGACAAGGAUUAG
This is a messenger RNA of Pieris macdunnoughi, 1629 nucleotides long. The record is from the annotation of a GenBank genome assembly. Lineage: Eukaryota; Metazoa; Arthropoda; Insecta; Lepidoptera; Pieridae.